UUCAAUACUUUCUAGACUCUCAGAGCGAAUGCAACACGUCACGGCUAAGAAAAACUACAACCGCUUCUGGAAUAGUUGUUUCUAUUUAUAUAGUUCGCAGUUUUUAAGUUACGCAUAUUAAUUCUCGUAAUGAGUGGAGAGGAGGAGUACUUCCAGGAGGAGGAAGAAGAGGAGCAGGAGCAGGAUAUUUACGACGAUGGCACGGAAUACACCGAACCGGGUGCCCAGAAGGUAGACAAGCCGUCAAAGGACGAGAAGAACGUGGCCAAGUGGCUGAAGAAGAACGUUAAGACGAAGAAGACCAAAUUCCUGAGCCACAUCGUCGAAUACUUCACCUCCAGCAAGGCCAUCGAUGCUCUGCUAAAGUCCAAAUUCACCGAAGGCAGCAAUCCGCUUUUCACCACCCGGGAGCAGGUAAUCGAGUUUCUAGACGUGAUGCUGGAGCACAAGUUCUUCCAUCGCGCCAAGAAGGUGCCCGUCACUCUGGAGGAGAUCAGAGGAAAGUCUGGAGGCGACAAGAAGGCGGACAAGGAGAAGACCCAAGAUAAGGAAAAGGACAAGGCAAAGGAUGAGAAGAAGGAUACCGAUCCGGAAGGCGAUAAUGGCCAAGGAGACGGAGGUGCGUCUGGCAACGAAAAAGAGAAGGAGAAAAAGGAGAAGAAAAAGCGCAAGAUCCGCCUGGACAUGCAUCCUGAGCAGAUCUUCGUGGACGGCUCCGAGGCAUACGUCUGGAUCUACGAUCCCAUACCGCUCCACUACUGGAUAUUCGGCUUCAUCCUGCUACUUGGCGCCGUUGGCAUUUGCCUAUUCCCUCUGUGGCCUCCACUGCUACGCAAGGGUGUCUACUACUUGUCCAUUGCGGCUGCCGGCUUCCUUGUUUUCAUCCUGGCUCUGACAAUUGUACGUCUAAUUGUGUUCAUCAUCGUGUGGGCAUUAACCGGCGGCAAGUUGCACUUCUGGAUCUUCCCCAACCUGACUGAGGAUGUGAGCUUCUUCGCCUCCUUCUGGCCACUAUAUGAGAGCAACUAUAACAGUGACCCAAAUAAUUCGUCCGCCAAGACCGACAAGAAAUCGAAAUCGAAGGACAAGAAGAAGGAAAAAGAAAGCGAUGCCGAGGACACAGCCGUGGAUGCGGAUGGAGACGCUGACGGUGAUGUGGAUGCUGAGGUUUCCACGCUUGAACCAGAGAAAAUCGAGCUCAUCAAAGAACAUGACACCGACAUGGAGAUCCGCAAACGUCGCAAAGUGGGUGCCGAUGACUACGAGGAAGACGAUGUGGAUGAAGAAGAAACGAAGGCGCAGCCCAAGGAUUCCAAAGCUGGAACGCCACGCAACUCGGGAUCGGAUUCGGAGAGCUCGAGUAAAGAUUACGAGAUAAUCAGUUCAAGUGAAGUCCAAAACGUUGCUGGCAACUAAUAUGAAGAAACCACAAUAUAUAUAUAUAUUAUUAUUUAAUGAUCCACAUCUAGCUAAUUGAUAAGACAUAGAACAAGAAUCACACAUCAAGUACAUCAGCAAACACACACGAUUCCAAGUACAGCGAAUUAUUGUCCCACAAGAAAUGCGAUCGGUGUCGUUAUUCUUUAUUGAAGAUUUCCUAAUCUGCUUUAAAUUGAGCUUAGGUUUGAGGUUUUGCAAUAUUUUUUAUUGUUGGAUGUAGGCUUGCAUAUGAAACACAAUAUUUUUAAACGGAAUAUUAUGUGAGACAAAGACAUUUGGUUAUGCACCAUGCAGUUGGACAUCUUUUUUUCGCAAAAGUUCUUAAGCCGUUAAACAAACUACCUAUAUUUUACCUAUUUGUAUUCCUAUGUUUGUAAAUGUAUACAGUGGAACGCACUAGGCAGGUGCAAGAAACGAUUGCAAUUGAUAAUAAUCAUAGCGAGUACGUACGUAGAUGUGAGCGCAUACGUUUCUAUGUGCAUGAAUAUUUACUCUACAUGUAAUUAAAGCAAACUAACAACUUAAUGAAAUUAGUAGUGUAACACGCAAUUAACUAUUAUAUAAAUAAAGCUAGGCAAUUCUGAUCUGAUGUGAGAGAUAUUUGAGCGUUUUUUAGUUCUUGCUCGAACGUUUUAUUAAAAAAUAUACAACAU
This is a messenger RNA of Drosophila melanogaster (fruit fly), 2093 nucleotides long. RefSeq names its product translocation protein 1 (gene Trp1). The record is from RefSeq and is marked reviewed. The coding region runs from base 130 to 1416 and encodes 428 amino acids. The transcript has 4 exons. Gene Ontology annotation, biological process: protein transport; substrate localization to autophagosome. Gene Ontology annotation, cellular component: endoplasmic reticulum membrane. Lineage: Eukaryota; Metazoa; Arthropoda; Insecta; Diptera; Drosophilidae.